Pygocentrus nattereri (red-bellied piranha) is the source of this 1373-nucleotide messenger RNA. It is a transcript of the gene plex9.2, whose product is annotated as three prime repair exonuclease 4. Gene Ontology annotation, molecular function: 3'-5'-DNA exonuclease activity; nucleic acid binding. Gene Ontology annotation, biological process: DNA catabolic process. Bases 388 to 1077 code for a protein of 229 amino acids. NCBI's taxonomy places the organism in Eukaryota, Metazoa, Chordata, Actinopteri, Characiformes, Serrasalmidae. The record is from RefSeq and is a predicted model, not a curated record. Gene Ontology annotation, cellular component: cytoplasm. The transcript is spliced from 2 exons.
UCCGCUGGAUGGCGUCGAUCAGGCUUCCUUAUGGUUUGAGGCACAAACGUUUGGAGGACGAGCUUCAAGCGCAGGUCUACGGGUUGAAUCCCAGGCGGCUCCGUGGCGCACAGAAAUGUAGUGCGGUACACAGGGAGGCGGGAGGCGUUAGGGGUUGAGCCAAGGACUCCUGACCGCGGGAUUCAAACCCGAAGACACAACAAGAAAACACAGCACAGACUUCACGAAAACAAGCCAGCAGUAAACACAAAACAGUUAAGCAUGGCGCUUACACUUUACCAACCGAGAGGUGCUUUACUGCGUUGAAUGUAGUAUCUGAGGUGAACCUGUUCUCUGUCUUUUGCUCGUGUUAAUUUGUCUGAGAGCCCACCGUGACUGCAGCAGGUCAUGGACUCUCAGGCCACUGAUUCUCCCAGAACUGUGUUCUUUGACUUGGAGACUACUGGUCUGGGGCCCUCUUGUGACAUUGUUCAGCUAGCAGCGGUGAGUGGCAGCCACGCAUUAAACCUUUUUAUGGUCCCCCGCUGCAGGAUGGAGCCCGGGGCCUCCAGAGUCACUGGCUUUCGAGUGCGAAGGCACCAGCUCUUCCUGCACCGCAGGCCUGUGCUCACCAACUCUCUGAGGGAAGCCCUGGUGUCCUUCAUAACCUUUCUUGGCAUGUUUGGACGCCCGCUUUUGGUGGGCCACAACAUUCGGCGCUUUGAUUGCCUUGUGUUGGCCAGAGCUUUAGAUGAGUUUGGCUUGAAAGCGGCCUUCCAGACAGUAGUUGUGGGCUUCCUGGACAGUCUCCCUCUGGCUCGCCAGCUUCUCAAAGACAGUGGCAUUCAGAGCUUCAAGCAGGAGAACCUGGUUAAGACUGUGCUGGGUGUUUCCUAUGCCGCUCACAAUGCCUUGGCUGACGUGCAAGCCCUGCAGAAGCUUUACUGGGCCCUCAGUCCCACAGUCAGUCAAAUUCAGCAGCACAUGUUCAGUCUGGACUCGCUGAAUACCAUGGCUGUCAGGUCUGCAAGACUACCAGCACAGAGUGAUUUAUGUGAGCACUUCCAAAAGACAGUGGACAGCAGUAGAGACAUAUAGGUGUUUGUUAUAAUAGACCACACAAAACAAUGCUCUUGGCACAAUUUGUGUAAAAGGGAAUAUUUGACUAUAUAACACCCUCCCCGGGUCUAAAAUGUGGGGUGAUAAUACUAGCAUUGAACAAGGCUCCUUUCUUUGCCUGCACAUACAGCUGUAUGACCAUUCACACCAUUGCAGCUACUGCACUGCUAGCACAAAAUCAGUUGGACGUGGAUAGAAAUCCAAGCGUAGCCUUUUGUUUUUAAGAAUAAUUAUGAAAUUCCUUCAUUUCAAUAAAAGCUUAAUUAUCUAAAGUA